UUUAGGGGGAGGGGGGACGCGAGUACAUAUCGUGCUGCAAUUAGUUCAUUGAAAACUCAGUCGCUCGCGGAGCGGUCAGGCAGAGACUCCUCUCGGCUUUUUUCCCUCCUGCCUAAGGAUCUCCUACGGAGAGCUGCAACAAUGCCCAAAAGAAAGGCUGCAGGUGAUGCGAGCCAGGAGCCAAAGAGAAGAUCAGCCCGACUGUCUGCUAUGCCUGUGCCCUUUACACCGGAGUUGAAACCUAAAAGAGCAUCAACUUCAAGGAAAACGAAGACCACAAAUGUCAUGGAAGAAAACAAAGAUGCAGUUACCACAACAGUUCUUGAAACCAAGCCAGAAGAUGUUAAAGAAGAAUGCAACAUGGAAAACACUGAAAAUGGAGAAGCCAAAAUUAUUGAGUCAUCUAUUCCUAAAAUGGAAGUUGAGGAAGUAAAAGCACAGAUAAAUGAAGACAUUGAAGAAGAUGGAGGAGAAAAGAAAGAAGCAGUGGCAGCAGAAGGCAAAGAUGAUGAGCUAGAAGCAAACAUUCAAGAUGUGGAGAAAGAUGAAGAUGGAAAACAACAGGAAGAUACAGGUGAGGCAGUGGAAGACAGAAAGAGGGAAGAAGAAGGCCUAAAAGAGAAACCAGGUGCAGCUGAAAGUGAAGAUGCAAAGGAGGCCAAAGAUGAUGAAGAGAAAGGAGACAAUGAAAAAGAAGGAGAAAAUAUCAAAGAAGAAGACGAUGGGAAGAAGGAAGAAGAGAAAGAUGACAAAGAGUGUGAAGCUGAAACAGAGGAAGAAGUAAAAGAACAGAAAGAGGAAACAGAGGAGGAAGAUGGGAAAUGCAAAGAGGAGGAAACCAAGGAAGAUGGAAAGGAAGAUCUGCAUGAGGAAGAUGGAAAGGAAGGUCAGCAUGAGGAAGAUGGAAAGGAAGAUCUGCAUGAGGAAGAUGGAAAGGAAGAUCAGCAUGAGGAAGAUGGAAAGGAAGAUCUGCAUGAGGAAGAUGGAAAGGAAGGUCAGCAUGAGGAAGAUGGAAAGGAAGAUCUGCAUGAGGAAGAUGGAAAGGAAGAUCUGCAUGAGGAAGAUGGAAAGGAAGAUCUGUAUGAAGAAGAGGGAAAGGAGAAGGAUGAUGGAAAAGAGGAUAGAAAGGAGGAAGAAGAGCAAGAGGUUGCUUCAGGUGAAGGGAAUAAUGAAAACAAGGUGGAAGCAGAAGACGAAGCUGAAAACAAAGACUUCAAACAAGAUGGGGAGAAAGAGGAGCCUCUGAGUAUUGUCUAAAACUGCCCUCUGUGAGAUCAUAAUUUGGUAACACGUACCUUCCUGUUGUAAUGUUAAUAGAGAUAAAUAUUUUUAUCAGAUAUUUUAUAAACAGUGCUUUUCUUUAGCAUCAUUCAAUCUUGGAUCAUCAUCAUCAUCAUCAUCAUCAUCAUCCAGGUUAUUAGUUGCAAAAAUGCCUAACAUGACACAUUUAUACAUUUUGUGAUUAUAGUAGUGCAAAAUAUAAAAUGUAUACUUGCAACUUUGUGAAUUUCAUUGUGUGUAAGUUAUGUAUUAAAUCUUUGAGUUUCAAUUUUAUUCUUAUACGUGGUAAUUUUGCAGAGUAGGAGAAUUCCAAAAGAAAGAGUUUGGCACAACUUUGCUGUAGUUCUCUCGGUUGCUUUUAUAAAGAAGGUCAACUAUUUUCAGGUAAUGCUAAGAGUUAGAAUUGUCAUUACCAAAUACAACUGUAUUAGUAGCUUGGAAAGAAUAUAAAAUUUUAAUUUCAUUUUUGAAGAAAUUUGAAUGUCUAUUUCAGGAGGGCAGUUUUGAUUAUAUGUGUAUGCACAAAGUUUUGCUGGAUUUAUCAUAAUAAAAAGAGUUCCACACAAA
Messenger RNA from Grammomys surdaster, 1848 nucleotides. RefSeq names its product high mobility group nucleosome-binding domain-containing protein 5-like. Gene Ontology annotation, molecular function: nucleosomal DNA binding. The coding region runs from base 142 to 1257 and encodes 371 amino acids. Gene Ontology annotation, biological process: chromatin organization. Gene Ontology annotation, cellular component: nucleus; chromatin. The transcript has 6 exons. NCBI's taxonomy places the organism in Eukaryota, Metazoa, Chordata, Mammalia, Rodentia, Muridae. The record is from RefSeq and is a predicted model, not a curated record.